Gorilla gorilla gorilla (western lowland gorilla) is the source of this 8353-nucleotide messenger RNA. Its product is annotated as poly(ADP-ribose) glycohydrolase-like. Gene Ontology annotation, molecular function: poly(ADP-ribose) glycohydrolase activity. Lineage: Eukaryota; Metazoa; Chordata; Mammalia; Primates; Hominidae. The transcript is spliced from 14 exons. The record is from RefSeq and is a predicted model, not a curated record. Gene Ontology annotation, biological process: carbohydrate metabolic process; nucleotide-sugar metabolic process; regulation of DNA repair. Gene Ontology annotation, cellular component: cytoplasm; nucleus.
AUGAAUGCGGGCCCCGGCUGUGAACCCUGCACCAAGCGACCCCGCUGGGGCGCCGCUACAACUUCGCCGGCUGCUUCGGACGCCCGGAGCUUUCCCAGCAGGCAGAGGCGCGUCCUCGACCCCAAGGACGCUCACGUGCAGUUCAGGGUCCCACCGUCCUCGCCAGCCUGCGUCCCAGGGCAGGCGGGACAGCACAGAGGCAGCGCCACCUCGCUUGUUUUCAAACAAAAAACUAUUACCAGUUGGAUGGACACUAAAGGAAUCAAGACAGCGGAAUCAGACAGUUUGGAUAGUAAAGAAAACAACAAUACAAGAAUAGAAUCCAUGAUGAGUUCUGUACAAAAAGAUAACUUUUACCAACAUAAUGUAGAAAAAUUAGAAAAUGUUUCUCAGCUAAGUCUUGAUAAGUCACCCACUGAAAAAAGUACACAGUAUUUGAACCAGCAUCAGACUGCAGCGAUGUGUAAGUGGCAAAAUGAAGGGAAACACACGGAGCAGCUUUUGGAAAGUGAACCUCAAACAGUAACCCUGGUACCAGAGCAGUUUAGUAAUGCUAACAUUGAUCGGUCACCUCAAAAUGAUGAUCACAGUGACACAGAUAGUGAAGAGAAUAGAGACAAUCGACAGUUUCUCACAACUGUAAAGCUUGCAAAUGCAAAGCAGACUACGGAAGAUGAACAGGCCAGAGAAGCCAAAAGCCACCAGAAGUGCAGCAAGUCUUGCCAUCCUGGGGAAGACUGUGCCAGUUGUCAGCAAGAUGAGAUAGACGUGGUGCCAGAGAGUCCAUUGUCAGAUGUUGGCUUUGAGGAUGUUGGUACUGGGCCAAAAAAUGACAACAAAUUGAUUAGACAAGAAAGUUGCCUAGGAAAUUCUCCUCCAUUUGAGAAGGAAAGUGAACCCGAGUCACCGAUGGAUGUGGAUAAUUCUAAAAAUAGUUGUCAAGACUCAGAAGCAGAUGAGGAGACAAGUCCAGGUUUUGAUGAACAAGAAGAUGGUAGUUCCUCCCAAACAGCAAAUAAACCUUCAAGGUUCCAAGCAAGAGACGCUGACAUUGAAUUUAGGAAACGGUACUCUACUAAGGGCGGUGAAGUUAGAUUACAUUUCCAAUUUGAAGGAGGAGAGAGUCGCACUGGAAUGAAUGAUUUAAAUGCUAAACUACCUGGAAAUAUUUCUAGCCUGAAUGUAGAAUGCAGAAAUUCUAAGCAACAUGGAAAAAAGGAUUCUAAAAUCACAGAUCAUUUCAUGAGACUGCCCAAAGCAGAGGACAGAAGAAAAGAACAAUGGGAAACCAAACAUCAAAGAACAGAAAGGAAGAUCCCUAAAUACAUUCCACCUCACCUUUCUCCAGAUAAGAAGUGGCUUGGAACUCCCAUUGAGGAGAUGAGAAGGAUGCCUCGGUGUGGGAUCCGGCUGCCUCUCUUGAGACCAUCUGCCAAUCACACAGUAACUAUUCGGGUAGAUCUUUUGUGAGCAGGAGAAGUUCCUAAACCUUUUCCAACACAUUAUAAAGAUUUGUGGGAUAACAAGCAUGUUAAAAUGCCUUGUUCAGAACAAAAUUUGUACCCAGUGGAAGAUGAGAAUGGUGAGCGAACUGCGGGGAGCCGGUGGGAGCUCAUUCAGAUUGCACUUGUCAACAAAUUUACACGACCCCAAAACUUGAAGGAUGCUAUUCUGAAAUACAAUGUGGCAUAUUCUAAGAAAUGGGACUUUACAGCUUUGAUCGAUUUCUGGGAUAAGGUACUUGAAGAAGCAGAAGCUCAACAUUUAUAUCAGUCCAUCUUGCCUGAUAUGGUGAAAAUUGCACUCUGUCUGCCAAAUAUUUGCACCCAGUCAAUACCACUCCUGAAACAGAAGAUGAAUCAUUCCAUCACAAUGUCGCAGGAACAGAUUGCCAGUCUUUUAGCUAAUGCUUUCUUCUGCACAUUUCCACGAUGAAAUGCUCAGAUGAAAUCAGAGUAUUCUAGUUACCCAGACAUUAACUUCAAUCGAUUGUUUGAGGGACAUUCAUCAAGGAAACCGGAGAAACUUAAAACGCUCUUCUGCUACUUUAGAAGAGUCACAGAGAAAAAACCUACUGGGUUGGUGACAUUUACAAGACAGAGUCUUGAAGAUUUUCCAGAAUGGGAAAGAUGUGAAAAACCCUUGACACGAUUGCAUGUCACUUACGAAGGUACCGUAGAAGAAAAUGGCCGAGGCAUGCUACAGGUGGAUUUUGCAAAUCGUUUUGUUGGAGGUGGUGUAACCAGUGCAGGACUUGUGCAAGAAGAAAUCCGCUUUUUAAUCAAUCCUGAGUUGAUUAUUUCACGGCUCUUCACUGAGGUGCUGGAUCACAAUGAAUGUCUGAUUAUCACAGGUACUGAGCAGUACAGUGAAUACACAGGCUAUGCUGAGACAUAUCGUUGGUCCUGGAGCCACGAAGAUGGGAGUGAAAGGUGAGUCUGUUUCUGUCUUCAGUAUUCCAUGGCUAAAAGCAAAGGAAUUUGGGCUUGACCCUCACACACUCUCAUUCUGUCUACUUGUAUUUCAGCAAGUGAACUUAGAAAAAAUAAAAGAAAUCAGCAUUACAGGUUCAUUGGCAUUGAAAACACUAUUACCAUCUUCUUGUACCAAAGGGAAGAACAGAGAAGAUAAAACCAAAAGUCUAAAGCAAAGACAAAGAGGGGCAGAAUUCUCUACAGUUCUUUACCUCAGGCUGGAGUGCAGUGGCGCGAUCUCGGCUCACUGCAAGCUCCGCCUCCGGGGUUCACGCCAUUCUCCUGCCUCAGCCUCCCGAGUAGCUGGGACUACAGGCGCCCGCCACCACACCUGGCUAAUUUUUUGUAUUUUUUAGUACAGCUGGGGUUUCACCAUGUUAGCCAGGGUGGUCUCGAUCUGCUGACCUUGUGAUCCGCCUGCCUCGGCCUCCCAGAGUGCUGAGAUUACAAGCGUGGGCCACUGCGCCCAGCAUUUCCCUGGUCUAUCCUGUCGACACAUGUUCCAACAGAUGAGGUCAUGAGGUUUACCCUAAGCUACAUGACCUGCUCAGCUUAAUAGUUCUCUAAUAGUCAUCAUUGAAAUUGCGUGUAAACUGGGUUGUCACAAAGAGGUAUUUUAUGCAGCAAUCAAAAUUUGGUAAUACAUCAUUUACUUAGUUUUGAGCAUUCUUGGACUUAAAAUCUUUAUUUUUUAUUUUUUUACUCCAGGCUACACUUUCUGCCCUAAAUACAAUGAGUCUGGCGCACCUUUGCAUAACAGUGGCUCAUAGGAGUCACAUUUCUCUAGGUUUUUGUAAUAGAUUCUGAAGGGAAAUAGAUGAAAAAAGCAUGCCAGUGAAUUUAAUAUACUGACAGGCUCAUGUCUUCUCUUACUAUUUACUGUGUUCUUGUACUUUGAAUUAGCAAAUCUUACAAUUUCUGUAUCUGAUAUGGCAAGCUCAUUCAGGGAACCAAUUUUUGAUCAGUUUGUGCCUGGAAUAAAGCUAGACAUGAGAGAUAACAAAGUUUAAGAUGCUUAGAGACCACUGAAAAAAAUAUGUAUUUAUUUUUCUUUGCCUUACUUUCUACUCCAGUUUGCUUUCAUCAUUACAUGUUGAGCCCAGGACAAGAAAACCUUGGUAAAAGUUCUUUUUCUUCUUCAGGAUGAUAAAAAAAUCUCUUUUUACUUUUAAAAGUUAGAUCUAAUACAUUAUAUUUGCAUGUUAAUAGGCUGUCAUAAGUUUCCCUAGGAAAUUUGCAGAUUUCUCAUGAAACUUAGAAAAAGGCUAAAUAUUCUGUACUAAUAAUUUUUUCGUGUUCUAUUUGUUAAUCUAUUCAUGUAUUUACUUUUUAUGGAUAUGCAAGAGUUGUACAUAUUUAUAUAGUACAACUCAUGUAUCUAUAACAAGUAAAUGUGAUAUUUUGAUACAUGCAUACCAUGUGUAAAAAUCAAAUCACCAUAUUUAGGUUAUCCAUCACCACAAAGGUUUAUUAUUUAUUUGUUUUGGGAACAUUUCAAAUAUUCUCUUUCAGCUAUUUUGACACAUACAAUAAAUUAGUAACUAGUCACCUUACAGUGCUAUUGAACUCUCAAACUUAUUUCUUCUACCUAAUUGUAUGUUUGGUCCCAUUAACCAAAUAAACUCCGCACAGUUCCAUGAUUACUCUCCAGAGCUAUUUUCUCCAGUUAGCAGUAUAAGUACAUGCAGUUGAGAAAGGGUAUUUUCACGGUGGUAUUAGAUUCUACCCUUAUUGAAAUUUGAAACUUCCUAACAUCUGUAUUCUUAGUGUCUCAUGGAAUCUGAGCUACAAAUUGUGAAAUGUAUUCUGGCUUUGUACACGUAUAUGACAUCUCACUGUUUACCACCUGUUGAGGUGCACCAAUAUUGUAAAGGUUUGCUGGCAAAGCCCUGUGUUUCUUUUUCUCUGGUAUUACCCUUUGUGUUUAUCUGUAGUAACCACCUGACACUCUUCUGCUUUCACAAAAAAACACGGUGGGUCCAUCCUCAAAAUGAGCCUCCCUAUUACCCAGAAGACAGAUGAAAUAGUGUCCUCUCACAGAUGGUCUGUGAUGUAUACCUUAGCUGAAUAUCUAAUCAUGAAAAGUAGUCGGGGAUUAACUACAAUUUGCCAGAAUCAACUUAACUUGUGCCACAAACUUAUGCUUUAAAAGCAAAAAAGUAUAAAAAGAUCAUUUCAAGAUGACAAAAACUUUGGCAACUAUACUUUACAUAAAAUAUGUGUUUCACAAUUGUAUUUCACUUUAUUGCCUCAUGUCUAAACAGUUCAAAUGUGUGAAUGCAAUUAGGUAAUAUUUCUUUCAUUAUAAAAACAGUGUUUUUAUGAUUGCACUUUAAAAAAGGCUAGUUAAAAUGUUUAAGCAUUUCAUAAAUGUUCAAUUUAAAAUAAACAUUUUAAUCCUUUAGAAUGAUGAGGUUACAAUGCUUAAGCAUUUCAUAAGUGUUUACUCUAAAAGGAAUGUUUUAACCAUUUAAGAUGGUUUAACAAAAAUAUUUUGGGGUUUUAAAAUACUUUUUCAAACAAGGCAAACAAAGUUAUAGCUAAAAUCUCAAUAGUAUGGUGUUUGAUUUGAGAGAUUGAAGGUAUUUGUUUCAUUUGGUUUUACUGAAUGAUUCAUCAGCUAUGCCGUAAAACUUAGAAAUAUCAACUCUUGGGCUCAUAAGAACACUUUAUUAUCUUCAUUGUCACUAGUUAUUACUUGAGAUAUUGCAAUCUAACUUUUUCUUCAAAAGACUGUGUUUUUCUAAACAUAUUCAACCCAACCUAGACCAAAUUCAUGCAUUAUUUUUGUAAAGUACAACGUGUUCUGCUAAUAUCUCCAGCAAAUUUUUUCUUGAAGUUAGUUUAUAUGUAAAUACUUUUACAACAUGAAUUUCACCCUAAUUGACUUCUUAUAAGGCAAGAAAAUGCAUAAAUUUUUCUUAACUUUUACUAGCAUCUAUUCCCCAGAAUACUCCAAUCACUUAUGAAUAAUAUUUCAGUUCUGUAUUAAAAAUUUCUCUGUAAAGCUUGCUCUUUGAUUAUAGACAUAGGUUGGUUUGACUGACCAGAAUGCUUCCUUCAUUAUUUUGAUAAAAUAAUGGUAGUUUUCCUUGGAGAAUUACCCCUUACUUCUUUUGUUUUGUUUUGUUUUGUUUUGUUUUGUUUUGUUUUGGAGACAGAGUCUCACUAUGUCACUCAGGCUGGAGUGCAGUGGCACGAUCUCGGCUCACUGCAAUCCCCACCUCCCAGGUUCAAGCUAUUCUCCUGUCUCAGCCUCCUGAGUAGCUUGGAUUACAGAUGUGUGCCAGCACACUUGGCUAAUUUUUGUAUUUGGGGUAGAGAUGGAGUUUCACCCAUGUUGGCCAGGCGGGUCUCAAAAUCCUGAUCUCAAGUGAUCCACCUGUCUCGGCCCCUGAAAGUGCUGGAAUUACAGGCAUAAGCCACUGUGCCCAGCCACUUCCCUGUUGUUAAUCCAUUGGUUUCAAAACCUGACAGCCUAGCUUCAGAGUUGAGCAUAUUACCUAGGUCAUUCUGUUUCUUGACAACUAUGACUAAUUAAUAUGUCAUAAACAUGACCCAAACUACACAAAAUUAGUUAUCAGUUUUAAAAUUUUGACUGGAAAUGCCUGAAAUAAAUUAUUUUUGGGGGGCAAGGUUCAGGCAGAAAGGCAAGGACUGUAGAAUUUUAGAGCUUGUUGUGGUCAUAUUGAUCAACAUUAGAUGUGAGAUUUUGUUAUUCAGAAUGCUUUGAUGUAUCAAAACCUCAAAAUGCUGCAAAUGAGAAAUCAAAACAUUCAUGGAUUGAAUAUAUACCUUGAUUUUGUGGCUCCAGUUUACUAAAAAAGCAGUCAGGCCAGUCCAGGAAAUAUGUCAUUUCUCACUGUUCCCGGCACAUCAAGUUUUUCCUCACAUUAAGGUAAUGUAUCAGCAUGUGCUUAUUUUGUUUUUGAAUAUAAUGGUGCAUGGCUGUUUGGGCUAUCAGAAUUUUUUAAGCCAUUAAUUUUAUCUCAGGUCUUUUUUGCAUUCCACACCUUCCUGCAUACUAACUAGGUUUGUAAAUUUCUCUUAAAAUCACAUUUCCUUACGAGUCCAAAUCAAUUCAUUCUUCCUUAUCACAUAUAUUCCUCUUCUAUUACCUCAGAAAUAAGUUAAUAAAAUGCUUUACUGUUAUCAUUUAUUUCUGAUUGUAAAGUAAUGAUACAAUAGAUUUAGAUCCUCAUUUUAGCCAUCAUUUAAUCAUGAUCAUGUAGCACUGAACUUAAAAGUUGGAAAAAAAGCAACCUAAAUUUCAUCUGAGCUCCAAUCCCAUGUAAUUUAUAAAAUUUUGGAAGAACACAGGUAGGUACUCAGAGUAAUCAACUUAGCUUUGGGAGAAGAAUUUAAUGUUUUAUUAUCUGCCACAACCAUAGCCUGGUGAAUUGAUUUAAAUCAUUGAGCUAUAACUGCUUUUUGAAGAUUUUUUUAUUUUUCCCCUUCUUGUGAAGUAGUAAUUAACAAAAUGUAAAAAUCCAAAUUCAAUAUAUAAUUUCAUGUUAUAAAAUAAAGGUUACCCAUGAAAUAUAGUUAAUGGUCAAAUAAAUUCUUUGUUAAGAUUGGGGACCUUUGCAAUUUGUGAGAAACAGUCACACCCACACACAAAGUCUGUAAACAAAGAUAAAAUGUUUUUGCUGAAUAAUGUAAUUGUCAUUUCCUGCUCCCUUAUUGAAAGAAAGGUGUCUGUUUACCUGGAUUGUUGCUUAAAUCUGCCACAAAUUUGCUACUCAAAACCUUAUUUAUUAUAUUAUAGCAAAUAGGGUAAUAAUUACUGUCAGAGAAGGGGACAUACUUUUUGUAACUCUACAUUUUUCUUAAAAUACAAAUUCUGUUAUACAAAUUUUGCUUUUGAAUCUUUCAAUUAUGUUUUCACUACGUCCCAUACAUCCUCUAAAUUUUGUCUUUUUCAACUUCAGUAUACAGAUUUCAGCAAUACUGUAAUUUUUUACUGAGUACUUAACAUAUAUGAGAAAAAGAUACUUUACAAUUUCCACAUGCUGUAAUGAAAUAUGUUGAGCUUAGUUUAUGUUAACUGCAUCUAGUUCUUGCUUGAUUUCUUUUUUCCUCUAAAGUUAUAUUUUAUCUUGCAAGUUGUGUAUGUAUGUGUAUUAGUUAUGUGUUUGUUUAACAAAUUAUCCAAAAUCUUAGUGGAUAAAGCAGCAAACAUUUAUUAUCUCACAGUUUCCAUGAGUCAGAAAUUCAGAUAAUGCUUAGCUGCAUUCUCUUUGCCUGAAUAUCUCACAAGGCUAAAAUCAAGGUGUCAAUUGGGCUAUCGUUAUUCCAAGGUUCAAUCAGUGAUGAGUCCACUUUUAUAGUGACUCAAGUAGCUGUUGGUGGGACUCACUUCCUCCAUGGUUAUUCUUAAUUGGUGGUUGGCAAGAGGCCUACUUCACUGUUUUACCACAUGGAUGUUACCCAUAAAGCAUCUCACAACAUGGAAGCAGCUUCAACAGGGCUAAUAAAUAAGAAGGCAAAAAAGAAUGUGCCCCCGUCUCUACUAAAAAUACAAAAAAUUAGCCGGGCGUGGUACUGGGCGCCUGUAGUCCCAGCUACUCGGGAGGCUGAGGCAGGAGAAUGGCGUGAACCCGGGAGGUGGAGCUUGCAGUGAGCCGAGAUCGCGCCACUGCACUCCAGCCUGGGCGACAAAGCAAGACUCCGUCUCAAAAAAAAAAAAAAAAAAAAAAAAGAAUGUGCAAGAAAAAAGUCAAAGGCUUUUGUCAUCUAGACUUGGAAGUGAUUAAGCUCAAGUGUGAUUAAUCUCAAGCCAACUAUCAAGCUGAAAGGACAGGAUAUGAAUAUUAAGAAAAGGGGAUCACUGAAAGCCAUUUAGGAAACUGCCUACGAAUUAUGUGGAUAUGGAUGUU